Macrosteles quadrilineatus (aster leafhopper) is the source of this 1773-nucleotide messenger RNA. Its product is annotated as tyrosine-protein kinase CSK-like. Gene Ontology annotation, molecular function: protein tyrosine kinase activity; ATP binding. NCBI's taxonomy places the organism in Eukaryota, Metazoa, Arthropoda, Insecta, Hemiptera, Cicadellidae. The transcript has 14 exons. The record is from RefSeq and is a predicted model, not a curated record. Bases 191 to 1558 code for a protein of 455 amino acids. Gene Ontology annotation, biological process: protein phosphorylation.
CAGUGUAGUGAGAGUUGUGCGUGCGUAGGAACGUUGUGAGUGAUAGUGACGUACUUCAUUGAAGGAUUUAGUUAGUGUCAAAACACCAAAAUAGUGAUAACUUGAAUCUCAACUACUGCAGAUCUAUAACAUAACGUGAGGGGCUGAGUCACGUGGUUUAUCCCCCAGUGCACCCUGCUGCAGCGUGGCCAUGCCGGGUGAAAAGAUGAUGUGGAGGUGUCGUCUGCAAAAUGCCUCUCCAGUUAUGAGUCAGACCUUACAAGGAACUGCGUUCACACAGGGGUUCCAGCCAGUGGGCUACUACGAGUGCCCGGGCUGGACCCUCCCCUCAGAUCUGAUGGAUACAGACAAACUGUCUCCUCCCUCCCCCUCACCUACACCUACCCCUGCGCCUACACCGGCCCAGCGGGACAACAAGCAGGAGGUCAAGCUCAGUGCUAUGCCAUGGUUCCACGGGAAGAUCUCAAGGGACAGAGCAGAGCAGCUGUUGAGCCCCAAGCAGGACGGCCUGUUCCUCGUCAGGGAAUCCACCAAUUUUCCUGGGGACUACACAUUAUGUGUCUGCUUCCAGGGCAAGGUGGAACACUACAGAGUAAAGUACAAAGACAACCAGUUAACCAUAGACGACGAGGAGUUUUUUGAAAACUUGUCACAAUUAGUGGAGCAUUACGAGCAAGACGCAGAUGGUCUUUGUACGCAGCUCACAAAAAGUUUACCUAAAAAAGGUAAACAAGAGUUUUGUGUAGACACAAAAAAGUUCAUAGAAGCUGGAUGGGUGAUUCAGGAAUAUGAACUAGAACUGAAAGAGUCAAUAGGGAAGGGAGAGUUUGGCGAUGUGAUGCUCGGUAUCCUCAGAGGGGAGAAAGUCGCUGUCAAGAUGCUCAAAGAUUCAAGUGAAGCCGCACAGAAGUUCCUUACAGAAGCCUCGCUGAUGACGUCACUGAGACACGAGAACCUGGUACAACUGCUGGGGCUGGUGUUCAAAGACAAGCACAUCUCUCUGGUCACAGAGUAUAUGAGCAAGGGCAGCCUCGUGGACUACCUCAGAUCACGGGGCCGCCACCACGUUACCAAGAGAGACCAGAUCUGCUUUGCUGUAGAUACAUGUAGUGGGAUGGAGUACUUGGAGUUGAGGAAGGUGGUUCACAGAGACCUUGCGGCUCGUAACGUCCUCAUCUCAGAGUCCGGGGUGGCCAAGGUGGCAGACUUUGGACUGGCGAGAGAGGAGAACUACAACCUGGACUGUGGCAAGCUGCCCAUCAAGUGGACGGCACCAGAGGCCCUCAAACAGGGGAAAUUCUCAAAUAAGUCAGAUAUGUGGAGUUUUGGAAUCCUACUGUGGGAGAUAUAUUCCUUCGGUCGUGUGCCUUAUCCAAGAAUACCCUUGGCUGACGUUGUGAAACAUGUUGAGAAGGGUUACAAGAUGGAGGCACCUGAAGGAUGUCCACCAGAAGUGUAUGAGAUCAUGAGACAGGCUUGGGAUCUGCUGCCAGACAAGAGACCGACGUUUAGAGAGGUGAAAGCUAAACUGGCUUUGCUGAAGACUACAACCGUCUAACAGAGACUAACUCAACUGACUUCGUCCAUGUAAAAAGUGAACAACACUAUUUUAUAUUGUAAUGUAAUGUUAUACUUGUACAAAUUGUAAUUGGUUUUAAUUUUAUCUGUUUGACUGUUUUGUUUUAUAGAUUUAUUGUACAUUAAAACUAUAUUUCUGUAUAAUAUUUAAACACUAACUUCUCCUCACGUAAAAUAAAACAUAUACAACAACAA